AUGAGCUGGCAGUUGGCCUUGGAGAGCCAGAGCAGCCAGAGCCAGGCUGCAGACUCGCCGCUCUUGCUCUUGCCCGGAUCUGCACAAGUCGGCCGUGGACAGACUGCCAUCAUCCGGUCGACGCACCAGUCUGUGUCAAGAGUUCAUGCCGAGCUGGUGAUCAAUGCAAUAGAAGGUUCUUUGGCUGAUGUGCGCCCUUUGGAAAUCAGUCUUAUUGACCGCUCGUCCACCGGCCACACUUUUGUGAAUGAGCUCAAGACACCGGGCAGAGGAGUUCCGGUCAAGCUACAUGACGGCGAUUUCUUCACGUGCGGCAUCGAUCCACUGCGCUACACAGUGAGAUGGAGGCCCAUUCUCCUCAGCGUCUCUAGCCGCCUUUCGGCACCUGAGCUGCGGAGCUUGGAGGACCUGGCCCGUGCAUGCGGAGUGUUCCUCACCACAGAGUGGACGCAGCAGUGCACCCACCUGCUGAUUGAGCAGUGGGCGAUCACUCCGAAGCUGUUGUGCUGCAUCAUCGACGGCGCGUCGCCAGUCACUUCAUCUUUCCUUGACGAGCUCGUGUCUCGCCGCGACACAGAGCUCCGGCCAGAGCCAGCCGCGGCCUCUUGUGCACCACGCCCACCUGGAGGAGCCGAUGCGGCCUACGUCGCCGAGCUCUCCGCCUACGCCAGCAGCCCUUCUCCACGGCGUCAGCUCCUGAAAGGCAGCUGGAUCAUUUUCAGCCACAAGCAGGCCUAUGAUGCACUUCACCUGCCCCUGGAGCACGCAGGGGCAUCGCUCCAGCUGAUGAUGCAGGAUGUGCCAGCCGGCAGCGUCGUACAGGACCUCAAGCGAGGCGUGGCAAUGCAUGGAGCUCCGAGUGAGGUAUGGAUCAUCCCAGCUUUGCCGCCAGGACUGGCACCCCUGCUCUCAGAGCUUGGAGAGCUUCGCUGUCCGUGUUUGGUCGUUGGCCAGCAGGCUGUGGUGGCCGCGCUACUCUCAGGCCAGAAGAAGCGCGCGACCGACACGGCCACCAUCGUUCCGAAGACAGAGCUUCCGGAGAGCUUCCCAGACACGCAUCAGAACGAGUCGACACAGCAGCAGCAGGCACAAGCGCCGCUUCGGCAGCAGAGGUCCAGGAUAAGCCGCAAGCGCCCGAUGCCAUCGGAUGGAGAUGCUUUGUCCAAGCCAGCAGCACCAGAAGCCAAGGAGGAGAGCGCCCCACACGCACCAGCUCAGGAUUGCCGAAGUGAGCAACGAGUUGCCAAAGCCGGGGCUGGAGUGGAAUUGAAAGUGAAAGAGGAGCUGGGAGAGAAGGCACAGACUGCCGAGCAGCCGCUGCUUUCGCAGACUUCUGGACCCAAGGGCGCCGCAAGUGUCGAGCACGCCCGCACUCCAGGUGCCUCGCAAGUCCUGCGGCACAAGCCUGAGCCGCCUGAGCCAGAGCGGCCUGCCGAGGUGGUUUACAGCCAGCAAGCGACUCCGAGCAUGAGAGCAGCAGCGCCGCCAAUGUCGCAGAGACCGAAAUUGGAAGAAAAACAGGAAGAAAAGAUUAGCCCGGGCACUAUACAAUCCGUCCACUCGACGCAUCUUCCUCCGGAGGUGAAGACAGAGGAAGAGCUCAUCAUCGAUGGCGCUGAGCCUGUCGUACAUCCCACCGGGAUCUGGCUCAAUCCUUUGAAGGCACGGUGCUCGAAUCGGCUCGUGCUGGAAGGCGUCGAGCUACCUCGCGCUUCCUGGGCGACGGCAGACAAGCGGGCGCCAGAGGUGCACCCAUCAGAAGGGAAGCCCAACUUCAAGCGAUUCUGCAAGGGCCAGAGCACUGAAGUCACGACCUUCGUACGUGUGGUGCCCUGGGCACCCCCGGCACGUCGCCUGGAUUUUGAGACCCAGCCCUCCAUCGACAUGCGCGAGAGCGAAAUUCCAAACUUGGGCAUGUGA
This is a messenger RNA of Symbiodinium sp. CCMP2592, 1920 nucleotides long. The record is from the annotation of a GenBank genome assembly. Lineage: Eukaryota; Dinophyceae; Suessiales; Symbiodiniaceae.